AUGCCUCGUCGUCGGGGUGUUCCCAAUGCGUCUGUUAGUGACGAUACGCGUCGUGAAGUGCCAUUACAAGCAGUUUUAUUUGCUGAUUCAUUCACUGAAACAUUUCGUCCAAUCACAUUAGAUUUCCCGAAAGUAUUACUUCCUCUAGCGAAUGUACCAAUCCUUGAAUAUGCACUGGAAUUCCUCGCAGCUUCAGGUGUUCAAGAAGUGUUGCUCUUUUGUACUCGUCACGUGGAACAAAUUGAGACUUUUAUUGAGAACAAGUCACAAGUGGUACAACGUCUGGAUGUCACUUGUGUCAGUAGCCCCAGUUGUCUCACAGCUGGUGACGCAUUGCGUGAAUUGGAUCGACGUCAAUUGGUACAGAGUAAUCCCUUUGUUCUCAUGAGUGGGGACGUUGUAGCCAAUGUUGAUCUGCAAGCAAUUAUUACCGAACAUAAAAACCGUAAGAAGGCGGAUCCGAAUUGCAUCAUGACGAGCAUUUUUAAGGAAUUACGACCCAAUUUCGCGACAAGUGUUCGACCACUGAAUGAUGAGUUGAUUGUGGGUAUUGAUGCCAAUACAUCGCAGCUCGUGCUGUAUGAAGACGAUCCAGAGCAGAGGAGUACGAGAUUGGCUACCCUUUUUCUUGAAGAUCACGCGCAGAUUGCGCUACGAAGCGAUCUACUGGACUGCUACAUUGACGUGUGUUCACCUGAAGUUUUACUCAAGUUUGCUGAAGAUUUUGAUUAUCAGGACUUGAGACACGACUUUUUGCAUAAUGAAGUGCAAAAUUACGAACUAGGUAAAAAGUUCUUUGUCAAGGUCGUGACGGACGAGUUUGCAGCCAGAGUGAUGGAUCCGAGGACGUAUGCGGGCGUCUCACAGGCUAUUCUGCAACGCUGGGUAUUUCCCAUGGUACCGGAUGCAAACUACUUGGGUGCAGGUUCGGUGACGCACUAUGUGUACUUGCGGGGUAUGCGCUACAAGGAUGUUAAUGUGACGCUUGCAAGGACUUGUGAUGUGCAACGUGAAUGCAUAUUGGGAGCUGGAACGAUUAUUGGAGAUCACUCACGUGUGCGUAAGAGCGCCAUUGGUAAGAACUGUGUAGUCGGCGAAAACGUGACUAUUGAAGGCAGCUUUUUGUGGUCGAAUGUGGUGGUGGAGGACGGUGCAAUUGUGACCAGCUCCAUCUUGUGUGAUAACGUGGUGGUAAAACGCGGUGCAGUUAUUGGGGAGGGCUGUGUAUUGUCGUUUGGUGUUGUUAUUGGCGAAGGGUUUUCGCUGCCACCAUUCACAAAGGUGACAAAGAGCCUCGUACAGGUGGAAGACGACGAGUUCUUCUCCGACAAGGAUGUGGAAUGUUUGGCAAAGCAGGAGAAGCUACUUACUAUUAGUGCGCUUUCUCAGUGGAAUCCGAAAGAAGUUGGUGUCGGUGGUGCUGGCCGUAUCUGGACUUUGGAUGAGGACGACAUUGAAGUGGAUUUGGACAGCGACGACGAGGACGGUGAUGAGGACGAGGUGAAAGCAAAGAAGCAGGCGUGUCGUCUGGAGAAGCUUAAGAGCACUCUCAUUGGCGCCAAUGAUGUAGUGUCCAAGAAGAUGCGCCGCUGGGAGGAAUGGGAUCUACUUAGCUCUUCUGAGGAAGAAGACGAUGAUGAGGAUGACCUGCUGGCGAAGGCCAAUGCGACCGCUCUUGAGGUGCCUUUCCAGCAGAUUAUCCGUGAAAACGUGUGCACCGGUGACGCGGCAGGACACAAUGUGGACGAUCUAUUCAUGGAAAUUAAGAGUUUUAAGUUUGCGCAGAACCGAUCGUUUGCCGAGGUGAUUGGUGCCAUCGUGCCGGGUCUGUUAGAUCUAAUCCCAACGUCCAACGGACAGUCAGCAAUGACCAUCUUGGGUCAUGUACGAACGAAAUUUCAAAAGUGGAGCUCGGUGAUUCAGCGUUGCCUUGUAGAGCAAGAAGACCAACAAGCUGUAGUGGAUGCUCUAGAGAGCUAUUGUGCGGCUCCAGAGGAACGUCGUGCAUUGUGGCUGCCGUUAUUCCGCUUUUUGUUGCAGACUGUGUAUGAUCUAGAGUGGGUAGGAGAGGACGUGAUUUUGGAAUGGCAUGAGGCCAAGGCUACAAUGGCAGACAAGGAAAAAAGUUUUGAUGCACUUGCGACUGCAUCGAAUAAGGACGUGCAGGAGUUUAUUGAUUGGCUACGGGAGGAGUCCGAUGAUGAUGAUGACGACGACAGUGAGGCCGAAGACGACGAGUAA
Peronospora farinosa is the source of this 2241-nucleotide messenger RNA. The record is from the annotation of a GenBank genome assembly. Lineage: Eukaryota; Oomycota; Peronosporomycetes; Peronosporales; Peronosporaceae.